AAUAGGAGCUCGAGGGGGGCGGGGCUUAUGCCGUAACACAGACACGUGUACAGGGAAGCAGGAAGUGAAGCGGCUCACUUGGUGCCUGUAUACAGCGUCAUGCUUCCAGGCUUCAGUCCUGUGGUUCAGGCCCUGCUGGGGACCCUGUUCACCUGGGGGCUCACGGCAGCUGGAGCCGCUCUGGUCUUCGUGUUCUCCGGCAGACAGAAGCGGAUCUUGGACGGCAGUCUGGGAUUUGCGGCAGGGGUCAUGCUGGCGGCCUCCUAUUGGUCCCUGCUGGCUCCUGCUAUUGAGAUGGCCGAGGAAUCUGGGAAAUAUGGGGACUUUGCGUUCAUCCCCGUUGCUGUGGGUUUCACACUCGGAGCUCUGUUUGUGUACAUUGCAGACCUGAUGAUGCCUGUUCUGGGUAUCGUGUCGGACCCUCAUAUGGCUCUGGCGCUGCCGUCUGAUGGUAAACUGGGCGAUAAGAAGAAGAAGAAAAAGAGCUCUCUGGCUGGGCUGUGUGAGGAAGAGGAGGAUGAGGAAGAGCAGAUGUCCAUCAGGAUAGAUAAAGUGGAGAAUGGAGAGGUGUACCAGAGACGUCGGGCUCCCAACACCGGCCACACAGAGGAACAGGAAGUGAGUGCGAAACCACAGGAUCUGACGAGCCAAUCAGAAAGCAGCUGGCGGCGAGUCGUUCUUCUGAUCCUGGCCAUCACCAUUCACAACAUUCCCGAGGGUUUGGCUGUUGGCGUGGGCUUUGGGGCCGUCGGAAAAACUCCAUCAGCGACGUUUGAAAGCGCCAGAAAUCUGGCUAUUGGCAUUGGCAUUCAGAAUUUCCCAGAAGGCCUUGCAGUGAGUCUCCCAUUGCGCGGUUCUGGGGUGUCCACAUGGAGAUCCUUUUGGUACGGACAGCUGAGUGGGAUGGUGGAGCCUCUGGCGGGGUUGUUAGGGGCCGUUGCCGUGGUGAUGGCGGAGCCGUUGCUACCCUACGCUCUCGCCUUCGCUGCAGGAGCCAUGGUGUAUGUGGUGGUGGAUGACAUCAUUCCUGAAGCUCAAGUCAGUGGGAACGGUAAGCUGGCCUCGUGGACGUCCAUUCUUGGCUUCGUCGUGAUGAUGUCAUUGGACGUGGGUCUUGGCUGAGCCUUUUCAUUGGUCGAAACUUUGAAUGUCACCCGACUGCACUGAAGUAAAGUGACCAAAGCAGCCUUUUUCUGGAGUUUACUGUAGGUUUACUAUUCAAUGGAAUAUUUUUCUACGUAUUUUAUGUAAUUUUUAUUUGUUUUAUGAAUGACUCGCGGACCACAUUUGUUUAGACGGCAAAAAAACUUUAAUUGCAAAAACUUGAAUAAUGAUUAAAACUUGAAUGAAUGACUUAAGGGGUUGUUCAGGUGUGUGUGUGUGUGUGUGUAUUUCUGUGUACAUGAGAGCUUGCCAUCAUUAAUAUAUGGACCGUAAGUUCUCAGUAUCGAUGUGCACUCAUUUGAACGAAAAGCAAUGAUAACUCUGUUCAUAACCUUCUUGAGUAAUGCAUUGUUUUUUUAGCUAGUCUUUUCAGUCAGCCAGUCACUUUCAAGUUAUGAAAUUAAAUAAGGGUUUUAUUUUACGGCAUUUUCUUUUCAAUUGCUGAUAAUUACACAUUAUAUGCAACACAAGUAAGGUAAUAUGCAACACGUGUGAAUGAAUAUGUAAAAUAAUUACACUGUACAACCUGUUUAUUUUUUUUUCAUUUGUUCUACACUGUGAAAUACAGUGAAUAUUUUCAUUUGAUUGCUUAAAUAAGGAGAAAAGAGUAAUAAACUGAUUGUCUAAUUCC
Messenger RNA from Rhinichthys klamathensis goyatoka, 1795 nucleotides. Its product is annotated as zinc transporter ZIP11. The transcript has 10 exons. Gene Ontology annotation, cellular component: membrane. Bases 100 to 1122 code for a protein of 340 amino acids. Gene Ontology annotation, molecular function: zinc ion transmembrane transporter activity. Gene Ontology annotation, biological process: zinc ion transmembrane transport. The record is from RefSeq and is a predicted model, not a curated record. NCBI's taxonomy places the organism in Eukaryota, Metazoa, Chordata, Actinopteri, Cypriniformes, Leuciscidae.